AUGCCAAGCAGAGCCGAAACUCGAUACUUGGGUUGGGGCGAUCGACACUUUGACUGCCCUGCCCUGGUAUGCGUAUGACAAUAAAUUAUUAUAUGUAUAUAUCAUAUAAUGGUGGGAAGUCUCCGGAACAUCCUUAUCUUAUCGUGCGUGGUGGACACGGGACGACCACUAAUCAGAGGAGAGUAUUGCUAACUCACAAUAUUAUUGAUAAACAAAGCUAGAGGCUAGAGGCCAGCGUCACACGUUAGCUCUUGUUAGCCCAACCGAAAGAAGGAGAUCCAACUGUCGGCCAUGUCCGAACCAGGAAUCAGGAAGCUGAGUCAGGAGCGGACCCGUGAAUGGCUGGCCAACCAGGCGGCCUCCGCGGAGGAGGAGGAUCUGGAACUGGAGUCCAUCGCGGAGUCGUCGGUGGUGGACAGCCUGGACUAUGAGUACACCGAGUACGGGCAGGACGAGGAGGAUGCAGACCAGAACACCAGCGAGGAAAUCAGCACCAUGACCUUAGGCACUCAGAUUGCCACCAAGAAACACUCGAUCAUUAGCGACACAAUACGCGAUCUCAUGAACUCGAUCAACAGCAUUCAAACGCUGGGAAACGUCAACAUCAGCAACUCAACCAACGUCCAUAUCGGCAAUGUGACCAAUAUCAAUGGCAACAUACAGAUCAUAGCCGACAGUCUUGGCCAGUCCCGAAGAGAUCGUCGUAACGCUUCGUCUCCAAAAGCUCCCGCAUCGAACUGCAAUACGCAAUUCGACGAAGAUUGUCAGGAUGAGUCGGAAGAAAGGAUACGCCCAGAUGUAUUUAUAAGGCGCCAAAAAUUCAAAAUACCAAAGGAGCUGUGCUCCAUAAUUCCACGACACUCCUGGCUAGCACAAAUGCCCAUGGAGGAUCCGAUACCUUUGCAGCUACCCGUUAAAUAUGUGGUCAUCUUACACACUGCUACCGAGAGCUCAGAGAAACGCGCGAUCAACGUGAGACUUAUACGAGAUAUGCAAUGCUUCCACAUAGAGUCGCGGGGAUGGAAUGACAUUGCGUAUAACUUCUUGAUUGGCUGUGACGGCAACAUUUACGAGGGUCGCGGCUGGCGAACCGUGGGUGCCCAUACACUGGGAUACAACAAGAAGUCGCUGGGCAUCAGCUUCAUUGGCUGCUUCAUGCGGGAGCUUCCGACGACGGACGCCCUCAACAUGGGCCGCAAUCUGCUGGCCCGCGGCGUAGAGGAUGGCCACAUCGCACCCGACUACCGACUCGUUUGCCACUGCCAGUGCAAUUCGACGGAGAGUCCUGGCCGACGAUUGUACGAGGAGAUACAGACGUGGCCCCACUUCUACAAUAUCGAGGAGGAACAGCAGUGAAGGGACAAAGCAAGGCACAUAACUUCAUGACUUCAAUGCACCUGAGUUGGGCACACAAUUACCUGAGUUCAAUUCACCCUAGGCUUAUAUCACACCGUUGAAAAUACAACUGUUAUGCGUAGCAUUUAAUUUUUACUUUUGUGGAAUUAUGACAAGGAAUUAUGGCCACUAGAAUUAAAUACAUGUUUCAUAAUCUUUGGAAAA
Drosophila elegans is the source of this 1560-nucleotide messenger RNA. RefSeq names its product peptidoglycan-recognition protein LE (gene PGRP-LE). The record is from RefSeq and is a predicted model, not a curated record. Bases 292 to 1356 code for a protein of 354 amino acids. NCBI's taxonomy places the organism in Eukaryota, Metazoa, Arthropoda, Insecta, Diptera, Drosophilidae. The transcript is spliced from 6 exons. Gene Ontology annotation, molecular function: N-acetylmuramoyl-L-alanine amidase activity; zinc ion binding. Gene Ontology annotation, biological process: peptidoglycan catabolic process.